AUGCACAUCGUUGAUCGUCUGCAUGCUUCCUCCUGGCAGAUCAGAGAGACGAAUUUGCGGCUUGCACUUGGUAUAGGAAUCAUGUUUUUUUAUUUAUUGAUCGGGGCAGUAGUGUUUGUCCAGAUUGAAGGACCAGCUGAAGCUGACGAUUUUGCCACCUACGAGCUGUUGAGGCGCUACUGGAACAAACGACUUAUCAAUGCGACACAGCUUACUGAAGCUGAAAUAGAUGAACUGUUCGCAGAUAUACGAAGUAUGGCUCUGAAAGGCGUAUGGAAGGAAAAGAAUAUGACGUCUGAUUAUAGCUGGACAUUUGGUCAAGCAUUCUUUUUUUCUGGCGCUCUUAUCAGCACAGUUGGUAGGCGAGUAAUUUAUUAAAA
This is a messenger RNA of Enterobius vermicularis (human pinworm), 380 nucleotides long. The record is from the annotation of a GenBank genome assembly. Lineage: Eukaryota; Metazoa; Nematoda; Chromadorea; Rhabditida; Oxyuridae.